Messenger RNA from Macrosteles quadrilineatus (aster leafhopper), 1352 nucleotides. RefSeq names its product integral membrane protein 2C-like. The record is from RefSeq and is a predicted model, not a curated record. Gene Ontology annotation, molecular function: amyloid-beta binding. Gene Ontology annotation, biological process: negative regulation of amyloid precursor protein biosynthetic process. The transcript has 7 exons. The coding region runs from base 151 to 1044 and encodes 297 amino acids. Lineage: Eukaryota; Metazoa; Arthropoda; Insecta; Hemiptera; Cicadellidae. Gene Ontology annotation, cellular component: plasma membrane; Golgi apparatus; extracellular exosome.
UUGUUGUGACACAGACUAACGUCAAAGUUAAUGUCAAAGUCAAUUUUCAAGUAGUAGAUGCGUAAAUAAGCUAAUUUUGCUGUAAAGAGAAAAAUCAAGAGUGUAAAGUAAAUUUUUAUUCUGAAUCGUUAAUAGUUGAGCGUUAACAUUAUGACUGUGAUAACAAAACCUCUGAGUGAAAAGAAAGGGGAUAAGCUUGAUCAACCGCUCGUAGUUGCAGAAUGUUUGCCCCAUCGAGAUGUGGAGACUGGGCCGGCAGAACCCACUGUAGACCCUCGUGUGUUGGUGUUGCGCGCUCGCGCACGCCGUGCGUCCUCCGUCACCACUGCGUGUCUGUUCAUGAUGGCGUUGCUCGUCUUGUGCUGCGGCAUCCUCGGUGGCCUCUACAUCUACAAGCAGUUCGUUUUCUCCCAGAUGCAUCGCCUGAGAGGCAGGUGCCGCAUCCCGUACGUAGACAUGGAGAAGUUUGAUGAGGACCCUUACUUCUCAGACAGCACCAAGAUGAACCUGGAGAUGCCACGACCUAAAGCUACCAAGAGUCGCUUCUUGAAUGAGGAGUUUGACAUUGAUGGAGAAGCCAGCAGCUAUGAGAAGAUCACAGUCCCGAACUUUGAAGGUGGACGCAGCAGUCGAUUUGUCCAUGACUUCAAUAUGAACAAAACUGGUAUCAUUGAUGUGGAAGCUCGCCGUUGUUUCGUUAUGACUCUGAAUCGCACCCAGGUUCUGCCCCCUCAAGAUCUCAUUGAUCUCAUCCGCAAGAUGUGGGAUGGUUACUACGAGGUGGACAUAGACAUGGUGCGGGAGACUAUGAGAGUGGUAUUGCCACCUAUCAAGGACCCGAGAUCUGUUGGACUGAUGAUAAUGAGGGAGUGUGGAAACUACCCCAUCUACAAGAUGGAGAAGAUUGUGUCUGGAGUGUUCAAGAGGAGUGUUUCGCCAGACCCCACCACUUUCAUGUCCUACGCUGGGAAACAGUUUGUGCAACUCAAGAUCGCCAAUGAAGAGGAGUUGAAUGCCUGGGAGGCAGCUCACCCUCGCUCGUAGAUUCACAAUUAAUCAUUUUAUGUAAAUUCAUGUUAACAUACAAUUUUAAAUUUUAACCACCUGCUCGUGCAUUUCAUAUUUUUAGGCAACUUUAUACACGAUUACCACCAACUACUUAAUGUUGUUGAUAUAAUUACUAUUAAAUUAUAUUUGUAUUUAAAGCUUUAUUAGUUAUUUUAUAAUUUUUUAUUAUUAGCUGGUUAGUUGGUAUGUUGUUGGUUAGGUAAAUAGGUACUAUUGAUGUUGUGUCAAAUGAAAGCGUAUUUGUAUUGCAAUAAAGAUUAAUAAAUAAGUUAUUUAAUCGUGAA